UCAGGUCAAACACUGGAGUCUCCCGGGUUCAGCCGACCAGUCGCAGUGUGAGGCUGCACAGGGCGGAGUGAUGGAGUCACAUCGAGCUCUGGCGUUCUUCUUACUGUUUUCGGCGACUCUGGCCUCCUGCUGUGAUGGCGGCAAAGUGCUGGUGUACCCCGUGGACGGGAGCCACUGGCUGAACAUGAAAAUCCUGGUGGAGGCGCUGCAUUCUCAGGGCCAUCAAAUCACUGUGCUGCGCUCCACCACCAGCUGGUACGUCGCCGAGCUCUCCCCCCACUACAGCUCCAUCACCGUCCACCAGGAGCAGGCCCAGAACCUGGAGAGCCAGUCCUUCAUGACCUCCUUCCUGAAGAGGUCGCUCGACAUCCGCCGGCAGCAGGGCUCUCCGUGGGCGUUCGUGGAGUUUUACAGGAACCUUUUCGAAAUGAUCGGGGAGAACCAGCACACUGUGGCCAAUCUGGUCGUCAGCAUCUUCGAGAAUAAGACGCUGAUGCAGGAACUGAAGGAAACUGGUUACGACCUCUGUCUGACGGACCCGGCGUUUCCCGCCGGCGUGCUGGUGGCACAUCACCUCCAGCUUCCCCUGGUUUUGAACGUGCGCUGGCUUUUCAAUGGCGAGGCUCACUUUGCCGUCGCUCCUUCUCCUUUGUCCUACGUCCCCCAGUUGUUUACUCACAGCUCAGACUCGAUGGACCUUUUUCAAAGAACCCAGAAUAUAAUCUAUCACAGCAUACUGGUGUACAUGUACCACUACGUCUCGAAUCCACCUUACCAGGCCGUGUGCGAUAAAUAUUUCGGAAAAGACGUCAACGUCAUGUCUCUCAUCCAGGGAGCAGAUAUGUGGCUCAUGCGAGUGGACUUCACGUUCGAGUUCCCCCGGCCCACCAUGCCCAACGUGGUCUACAUCGGCGGCUUCCAGGGAAAAGCUCCCAAGCCUCUUCCCACGGAUUUGGAAGAAUUCGUGCAGAGCUCGGGUGAACACGGGGUGGUGGUCAUGACCCUGGGGACCCUGCUGAACGACCUCGGCCCCGAGAUAUCGGAGAUCAUCGCCUCAGCGUUCGCCAACCUCCCGCAGAAAGUGGUGUGGAGACACACCGGGAAGAGGCCGGUGACCCUGGGGAACAACACCAUGCUGGUGCAGUGGCUGCCUCAAAACGACAUAUUAGGUCACGCUAAGACCAAAGUGUUCGUCACGCACGGCGGCACCAACGGUAUCUACGAGGCCAUCUACCAAGGCGUCCCCAUCCUGGGCAUCCCCCUCAUCUUCGACCAGUACGACAACAUGGUGCGUCUGAGGGCACGGGGGGUCGCUGAGAUCGUUGAGGUGACGACGAUGGAUGUGGAGUCUCUGACGAGUACCCUGAGGAACAUCCUGGACCCGGAGCAGCCGUACAAACAGAACAUGGUCAAACUGUCCCAGCUCCACCGCGACAAACCGAUGAAGCCCUUAGACAGCGCCGUCUUCUGGAUGGAGUUCGUCAUGAGGCACGGGGGGGCCGCUCACCUGCGCACAGAGUCUUACAAGCUGCCUUGGUAUUCCUACUAUUGUGUAGAUGUGAUGGCAGUGUUGGCGGCGUUCGUCCUGAUGGUCACUGCAUCGGUCUGGGUUUCCUGUAGAUGUCUCAUCAGACGCUUCAUAUGGACCAAGACGUCCUCAUCCAAGUCCAAGAGGGAAUAGAGGAGGGGUUUGUUUUGUGAGGUCACCUUGACCCUUAGACCUAUAACCACCAAAAUCGAAUGAGUUCAACCGUGAAUCCAAGAAUAAUUCCUUCUCGUUCAUGGGAAUGGGACGAAUGGGACGAAUGGGACGAAUGGGACAAAUGGGAAGAAUGGGACGGACAACCUGAAAACAUAUACCUCCGGCCUCUGGCUAUUGCCGGCGUGGAGGCUUGAUAGUUUGUGGUGCCAGACGGGAGAAUGUCGUUCACCUGUGAUGGUUCAGACUUUGGUUUUAGAUUGUCGUUUCUGUAGAAGUUGCUUAGUCAUCCGUUUGCUUGAUUUAUUAUUUAAUUUGAAUUUAAUUAUGUCUAUCAAUUGCAAAUGUCCUGAGUUUUGUCUUGUGAUAGUGAGUUUUGUUGUCCUGUCCGGUGCCCAACUACCAUUUCUGCUGAUAAAAUGAGCCGUCACCGAGGAGAGAAGAAACCAACACGGUGCAGUUUAUUGGUUUCCUCUGUGGUUUAUAUCUGAGCAGUCACACUAACUGUAGUUAUGAGUUCACCCAGUUCUCUGAGCCAGUAUCUUCAGGUUUUUCUCUCUCAAAAUAAAGCUGCUUUAACCCUCA
This is a messenger RNA of Limanda limanda (common dab), 2284 nucleotides long. Its product is annotated as UDP-glucuronosyltransferase 2C1-like. Gene Ontology annotation, molecular function: UDP-glycosyltransferase activity. Bases 71 to 1681 code for a protein of 536 amino acids. NCBI's taxonomy places the organism in Eukaryota, Metazoa, Chordata, Actinopteri, Pleuronectiformes, Pleuronectidae. The record is from RefSeq and is a predicted model, not a curated record. The transcript has 2 exons.